Molecule: messenger RNA, 200 nt
Organism: Thlaspi arvense
Lineage: Eukaryota; Viridiplantae; Streptophyta; Magnoliopsida; Brassicales; Brassicaceae
Source: the annotation of a GenBank genome assembly
GCUAUGAUCACCGUCCAAUACGAGUUAGCCUUGCUUUAGAGGGAGAUGAUCCAAAUAGAGGAAGAUAUUAUUUUGACAAACGUAUGAUGCAACGAGAGGGUAUUAAAGACAUCAUCAAGUUAGGCUGGUGUGGAAGUGGAGACGAUCUAUCGAGAAAUCUCCAAAUGGAUUAUAUCUGCGGAUUUGAACUCUCAGGAUCA